This is a messenger RNA of Salvelinus sp. IW2-2015, 6152 nucleotides long. NCBI's taxonomy places the organism in Eukaryota, Metazoa, Chordata, Actinopteri, Salmoniformes, Salmonidae. The record is from RefSeq and is a predicted model, not a curated record.
AUGAAGCAGAUAAACAAACAACUAUUGGGGGAGCUGGAGCUGGUCCUAGAUCUACGCAUACGGGCUACUCCUAGCUCCCUAGUUAUCCGUGGUGUCUGUAACGGGCGUGGUGUGUGUAAGUGCGGUCGUUGGUGCCAGGACUCUGGCCUGGCCAUGACCACCUGCGAGGCUAACUUUCAGGCUCAGCUGGGGAUGUGUGAGGACAAGAGGAGCUGUGUCCAGUGUCAGGCCUGGAAGACCGGCGAGAAGAAGGACCGACAAGUGCGACAGUGCCAGUUCAAAGUGGUCAUGGUGGACGAGCUCAAGGAAAAUAAAGAGGUGAUUGAGGCGUGUAGUUUCCGUGACGAGGAUGACGACUGUAUACACUACACCGUGGACUACCCUGAGGACCAGACUGACAAGGCUGAAGUCCAGGUGCUCAAAAAGAAAGACUGUCCCCCUGCUGGCUUCCUGUGGCUGAUCCCGCUCAUCAUGUUCCUCAUGCUACUGCGUCUACUGCUGCUCUGCUGCUGGAAGUACUGCGCCCUGCAAAGGUACUGUCCAGCAUGUCUUGCUCUACUGCCAUGCUGUGGAAGAGGCCGUAUGGUUGGCUUUAGAGACCAGUACAUGCUCCGCCAACCCUGCUCACCUCUGACCACCUGCGACACGCCCCUAGUGAGGACCGGCCCGCCCAAGAGCACCGACGUGGUUCGCUGGAAGAUCACCGACAAUGUGCACCGAUCGCCCAAUCACCCGCUGGCGCAGGUCCAGCCAAACCCCAAAGAGACCAUCCAGUUCCCUCUGUCCCUGCGUCUGAACAGGUUGUUCACAGAAAGUCUGUCUCACCCCGACGCCAGAGACACGGAGAUGCUACGCAGGGAGGUUGAUGACAACCUGAAUGAAGUGUACAAGCAUGUUCCUGGAGCCCAGAAGGUUCAGAAGACCAAAUUUAGAUUACAGAGAAAUGCUGGUAAAAGAAAAGACCACACAAUUGUAGACACAGUCGUGUCCGCUCCUCGCUCCAGCUACCCCGACAUCGUCAAAUUGACUGAGAAAAACGUCCAGUCUGGAAACUUCCAAGAUCUCAAAGUGGUGCCGGGCUACUACACAGUGGCCACAGACAAAGAGGCGGCUGGUGCCGUGGAGUUCCAGGAGGGGGUGGAGACAGUAGAUGUGCGCGUGCCGCUCUUCAUCAAGGAAGAUGACGAUGAUAAGAAGAAGCUYCAGGUGGAGGCGGUGGACGUUCCUCUGGGCAUCGCUGAGAUAGGGAAACGCUUCGUCAACAUCACCAUCAUCAAAGAACACGCCAAGAGUAUUAUGACGUUCCUCCAGCCCUCCUACACCUACAGCCGACAGGACGGAGUGGCUAACAUCCCCAUUAGCAGAGAGAUCAUAGAGGACGGACACACACAAGUCACCUACCGCACCCGAGACCUCACCGCCAAGGACAAGAAGGACUAUGUGACAGUGGAUGGGGAACUGUCCUACGGGCCAGGGGAGACCCAGCAGAGUCCUGUGCGUCUAUUGGAGCUGGGAGAGGGAGACGGUCUGCUGAAGGACAACCAUGUCAAACAAUUUGUCAUGGACCUCAGUAACCCAAGACAGGGAGCCAAGCUGGGACGCUACCCUAGAACCACUGUCACCAUCACUGACAACCCAGAGCCCAGUGUGAUGAUGUUUAUGAAGAGCACCCAGAACUUCUCCACCGCCGACCCGACCUACUCCAUCCCCGUGGUCCGCACARGCAACCAGGAGGGGCCUGCCACCGUCCACUGGAAGACCCGCAAUGCCAAGCGCUUCGAGCUGUCCGGUCCCCUCAAGUUUGCUCCCGGGGAGACUGAGAAGAACAUCGUGAUCGACCCGCGCCCUCACCCUGGACCGGUCAAACCAGAGUCCUUCCAGCUGGAGUUGUUUGACCCCAGUACGAACGGCGCGGUCGGGGAGAGGAAGACGACAAUGGUCACGAUUACUGAUGGAGCAUUACCAGAGAUUGCCCAGAAGCAGCAGCAGGGUAAGGACUUCAUCAACCGGACAGCCAUGUCUCCUGGUGGUCGUCUCUUCUCUCCCACCAACGUGAAGGCUAAAGCCACUGGCCCACGAAACAUCCGUCUCAACUGGGACCCCUUAGGAAGCCCCCUGGGCUACAAGGUGAAGUAUUGGAUCUAUGGGGACCCUGAGACUGAUGCCCAGGUGAUAGAUGUGAAGACCAACCACGCUGAGCUGACCAACCUGUACCCCUUCUGCGACUACGAGAUGAAGGUGUGUGGCUACAACGCCCUGGGAAACGGAAACUACAGCGACAUGGUGCCCUGUCAGACCCUGGAGGACGUCCCCAGUGAGCCCGGUCGUCUUGCGUUCAACGUCAUCAGUCCAACUGUCACUCAGGUCAGCUGGGCGGAGCCUGCCGAGACCAACGGUGUCAUCACCAACUACGAGGUCCUCUACACACCCAUCAAUGACAACACAAAGCCGAUGGGUGUAGCUAAGAAGGUGAAGAUAGACAACCCUAAGAAGAGGAUGUUGCUAAUUGAGAACCUGCAGUCGGCCCAGACCUACUGCUAUAAGGUCCGGGCUAAGAACAGCAUUGGCUGGGGUCCAUUCAGAGAGGCAACCAUCAACCUGGCCUCACAGCCCGUCAGACCCAUGUCCAUCCCUAUCAUCCCAGACAUCCCAAUAGUGGACGCGGAGGCGGGGGAUGAGUACGACGGCUACCUGAUGUACAGCAGUGAGGUCAUGAGGUCGCCAACAGGCUCCAAGAGACCCAGCGUCUCAGACGAAGACCAAAUGAACGGCAGGUGGGAACAAAACUUCCUGUUCCCCGGGGGAAAUAAUUCCAUGUCGCGCAGUGCCAAUAUGUCGUCUUCCAGCUACAGCCAGCUGUCUCCCAUGUCCACCCUCAGCUCCAACCACAGAGGAGGGGCCGGGGGUUCCAUGACUACGGAGUCCUCCACGACAUACCACUCUGGACAAGGAGGGAACUCGCUCUCCCGCACACAGAUUAUCGGGGGCGGGAUGCGCACAGAGAAUGUUGUCAUGAGGAAGCGGUCAGAGAACAGAGGUUACUAUGAGUAUGAUGACAACAUCCGAGAUUCCAUCGUCAUAGGAGACCUGUCCAGUGGAUUGUCGGGAUACACAGACGGCAAAAGUACGUAUGGCUUCAGCCCCACUCAGACACAGUACAGCUACAGUAUGUCUCAGGUCUUGCGGGGCAGGACCCAGUCUGAGGAUGUCAACGAUGCGCUACUGAAUCUGGACAGGGUGCUCCAGGACUCUCGUUUGGCCCCUGGGGUCCCUGACACCCCCACCAGGUUGGUGUUCUCUGCCCUGGGCCCCACGGCCCUGAAGGUCAGCUGGCAGGAGCCCCACUGUGACAGGGAUGUGCUGGGGUACUGUGUCCUCUACCAGCUACUCAAUGGAGGUGAUAUGAAGCGUAUAGAUGUGUCCAGCCCAGCAGAGAACUCUGUGGUGGUGCAGGACCUGCUACCUAACCACUCCUACCUGUUCAAGGUGAAGGCUCAGAGUCUGGAGGGCUGGGGACCAGAGAGGGAGGGAGUCAUCACCAUAGAGUCAGCCGUCAACCCCAACAGCCCACUCAGUCCAAUGCCAGGUUCUCCCUUCACUCUCAGCACCCCCAGUGCUCCAGGCCCCCUGGUGUUCACAGCUCUGUCCCCCGAGGCACUGCAGCUGAGCUGGGACAAACCCCGCAAACCCAACGGCGAUAUUCUGGGCUACGUGGUCACCUGUGAACAGCUGCACGGAGGAGGUGACAUGCGCUCCUUCCAGGUGAGCGGUAACAGCGCUGAGACCAGUCUGACGGUUCCGGACCUGAGUGAGAACAUGCCAUACAAGUUCAAAGUUCAGGCCAGGACGACCCAGGGCUUCGGGCCCGAGAGGGAGGGUAURAUCACCAUCGAGUCUCAGGAUGGGGGUAGCACGUCUCAAAUAGGUGGAAUAGGAGGCACGUCUCAAAUAGGUGGAAUAGGAGGUAUGUCCCAAAUAGAAGGCCUAGGAGGUAUGUCUCAACUCGGAGGCCUAGGAGGUAUGUCCCAAAUAGGAGGCCUAGGAGGUAUGUCUCAACUCGGAGGCCUAGGAGGUAUGUCUCAACUCGGAGGCCUAGGUGGUAUGUCUCAGUACAGCAGUCAGUCCUUGACCAAGAGAGAUGUGUACCAACUUCCUACAGAGGGCAGCACACACACCAACGUCACACACACCAUGAUCAACGACCCCUACUUCUCAGGAGACGGUAUGAUGAUGACUUCCCAGCACACAGAGACCAGCGGCAUGGUAACACGUCAUGUGACUAAGGAGGUGGUCCAGAGGAGCAUGCAGGUGGCCGGCUCCAGCAGCGUCACCAAGAAGGUCGAGAGGUCGUUCUAUGAGGCCUGAGGUCAAAGGUCAACAACAAGAUGGCGGUGUCCCUGGGUUCCAACACAUCCUGCUCACCUCUCUGUCUGUUACAGUGGAUCCUGUCCUGUCCUGCCCUCUGUCUGACAUGGGAUUAAUUUCAUUCUUUUGUUUAUAGUUUUUGUCUCUUGUUUCUAUUUUGUUGAAAACAUUUUACAUUCAAAGAACUCUACCACCCCCACAGAGGUCUUGUUGGAAGUUUGUCAUUUUUAUACACAAUACUCAUGGCUCCCUCUAUUGGUUCUGGCUGGUAUUACGCCCAGAGGCUUUAGAUUAGGCUGUUACGCUAGUCUGAGGUCGUAUCACAAUAGUUUAAAGUAGAGCCCGCACUGGUGUUAAUAUCUCUUGGCAGAGAUUAGCUGAGAGAUAAUGGAGGGAGAGUGUGUACAAGUGUUUAUCCUGGCUGCCUGCUAGAUGUCUUGAAAGAUGGCUGCAGUUUGUUAAAUUGAUUACACUUUAAAAAAAAUACAUUUUAGUCAUUUAGCAGACGCUCUUGUCCAGAGCGACUUACAGUUAGUGCAUUCAUCUUAAGAUAACUAGGUGGGACAACCACAUAUCACAGGUUGUCUCAUCUUUGUAGCAACCGCCUGCCAGUACACUUAACUAUGUUUGUUUGUAGGGGCUCAUAGAGAAUUGUAUUGUUAGAUUGUUGGUGAUACUCACAGUCAUUACUAUUACAAACAUGAAAUAUAAUAGGCUGACGUGUUUUCUUUGUCAGAAGAGAUUGAAUUGAAACGUUGAUGCCAAAUACUGUAUUGCGAUGUAUUGUUUGUGUAAAAAUAUGUUUCCUAUGGUUUUGCAUAUUUCUUUUUUUUGUACAUUUUCCAUGCUGAAGAAAGUUAAAGAGAUUCUCUGGUACUUGUGUAUACUUUUUAGCCAGUAGUUCUGAAGGUAGCGCUCACAAGCCAAAAGUGGUCCCCGAAAAUUCCGUACUAUGUCACAUAUCUGCAGAUAUGUGCACCACGUCAUUGCUCUCUCUCYCGCGCUGCUGUGUGUGCUAUCUUGCUAUCUGGCACUCAGAUGGCGAGGGGCUGAAGCUCAUUGGCUGAAACUCGCCCCACAUUGGGCAAAAUGUAGAGAAGAUGGAGCUGCACAGCUUCCAGAAAUCAGUCUCUAUCAAAUUAGGAAUUUCGUGGCUAAUUGAGAUAAAACAGUAAUUCUGCUCAUAGAUUCUGCAUGUAUGAAUUACACAUUGACACAUCCAGCCCAAAUUAGGAGCUUUAAAAAAUACUUACUAGUCGCCAAAGUUCCGGAGCAUGUCUUUAAUUAAUCCAUAAUGUAGAUAUAACAUCAUAAGGUGUAAUGUAACAGUAUUUCAUACUUUAAAUGUUUAUCUCAUUACUGUAUAAUUGUUUUAAAAAGAGUACUUCGGUCUACAAGCAUGUUAUGCCUAACUAAUAUAUUCUAGCAUAGAUAGAAAACUUGGUCAUGAUAUUUCAGAGGGAUAUGUUUUGUGACAAAAAGAUUGUAUUCUCUUUAUAAUGUAUUUUUACACCUAUGCUGUGCUUUGGUUCAAUUCUAAAUACUGUCCAUUGGUAUACUGUCUGUUGUAACAAGUCCUUACACUUAGUGAGAUAUAUGGCGAAAAUAAUUAUACUGGUCGAAUUUAGAAAAAAAAGUCAUGAUAUUUCAUAAAUAUACCAAAAAUAAAUGUUUAUACUUUGUCAUCAAUUACUUCAUGUAACGUCCAUACAAUAAUCUGCUGUUUGUUUUUUAUAUCUGGCAUGUCCAUUUUAUGGCAUUUAAUAAAGAUUGAAUAUGAACCUCAA